Molecule: messenger RNA, 1068 nt
Organism: Drosophila suzukii
Lineage: Eukaryota; Metazoa; Arthropoda; Insecta; Diptera; Drosophilidae
Source: RefSeq, a predicted model, not a curated record
CCUUGCGUUUCCGAUCUCUUCGCAGUAAAAAAAUAUAAUAAAAUUUUAAGUGUUAAAAAUUCACUGUGAAAAUUUGAAAAAUGCUUCAGAAAUGGUUGUCCAUUAGCUUAUGUGUUUGUUGUUUGAUUGACAUCCUAAGACUGGAUGCCUCUCCCAUUCCAUUGGAGUCUUUGUCCCAAAAAGCAACUAACAGCUAUGCUGAUUUCGAAGCUAUGGAUCAACUUAAAACCUCGGCCAGCCCCGUUGCCGAGCCAACACGGGAAUCAAGGCAAUCGAAAGAAGUAACGCCGCCAUAUGAGGUGCUAGCCCCGGCUCCCGAUGAGGAUUUCAACAAAGCCCGCAUGAAGAGAUUUCUGGGCGGAUUGGCUCCGGGUCUUCGUUUAUUUCCGGUAAACGAUGGCUAUGGCAACCCAGCCAAGAUGCGAUCUAGGACCAAGAGUCCGAGAAGGCCCAAGGAAAAGAAGACCAAGAACGCCAAAAAAUCCACCCAAAUGGUUAGGUUUCGGGCAGAAGGGGACAAAGAGGAAACGACAGGUCCGCCAGCACGUCCAAUGGAGCUGACCAUCUCCAUUCACAAGAAAGACAAGUUUGGCCAGUGGGUCUACAAUCCGUGGGGCGCCACUUUCGGCAAGGUGUGGCAGGACACCCGCUUCCACGUGAACCACCAGAGCCGCAUGCCCCGCCUUCACAUCGAUUCGGACCCCGGCAUGAACUACUAUCCCGAUGACGAGGGCAUAAGCACUGUGUGCCUGGGCCGCUCGACCAUCUACAAUAAGCCGCGAAUCAUGAACUAUCUGACGGGCAAAAUGUACCGGUCGCCCCACUCCCAUAGACCCAUUUGGCUAUCCCUCCGCCGGCAGCUUUUCAGGCUGGCCAGGUCGGAGGAGUGUCGAAUGAGCAACCUCACCGAGUGGCUGCCCUAUCAGGAGUGUGCUCUCAGGCGCAACCAGCGGAUGGAGUACAUGAUCCCUCAGUAUCCCAGGCACCAGAUGUAGUUCAUACUUUUUGGAUUUUGUUGUGAUUCCAGUUCCUUAAUAAAUCUGUGCUCCUAUUUUAUUAUAUUGAAAA